AACAUGAUCGAAUGGAACAGGAAGUUCUACAGUACAGACAGGAAGUGACAUCACUGCAGGAGAAACUGGACUCAGUCACAAAGGAGUUUGACAUGAGUGUUGAGGACCUCAGUGAAACCCUGAUACAGAUUAAGACAUUUAGGCUACAGCAGGAGGGCCGUGAGGGUCUGCGGUUCCUAGGGAUUGAUGCGAAGGUGGAGGACUCAUCCAGAGAGCUGAGGGACCUCCAGGCAUCCCAAGCAGAGACUGUGUUAGAAUUACAGAAGACCAGAGACUUACUGUUACUGCAGCACCGCAUCAAUAAUGAUUUGCAGCUCUCCUCUGUUCUCCUUCCUAUUCCUGUCCUGUCACAGGCUGAGUUGAACACAAUGAUAGAGAGAGCAGAAAGAGAGAGGGAGGAGACCAAGAGGAGGGUAGCGGAGAAAGAUAAACUACUUGGAAGAAGAGCCUUGCAAAUCAACACUUUACAAGCUCAGCUGAAGGAGUUAGCCUACAGCCCUAGGAACUACAAACGGAACAUACCACUACAGUACACCUGGCCGGGGGGGGACCAGGAAGUGGUACAGCCCAUUGAAGACGACACCACUUUCUCUCAACUACGAGCGGGGGAGUCCCUUUUGGAGAUCCACCUCAGGGGGGCAGCCUUCACCCCUGGGGGGCUACGGACCAUGGGGGGCGCCCGGAAAGGGGCGGGGUCAAAAGGUGAAGCGGUUGUGACCUUUUGCACCUACGCCCUCCUGGACUUUGAAAUGCACUCCACACCCCUGGUUUCGGGAGGGCAACCCAACUACGGAUUCACAUCGAAGUACCCCCUCUCUGCUCGUGAUUUGGGGAGGCUGGGGGGUCAGGGGGGAGGGGUGCUGGUGGAGCUGCACCAGGCAUUGGGAGGGGUGCGUUUCGUGACCCGAGGGGGGGCGCAGGUGCCACUGGUUGGAGCGGUAGAGAGGAGAGGGGAGCGGGUGAGCGGACGAGUCAACAUCGCAGGCUCUGAGGGAGAUGUCAUAGGGAUCCUGGACUUUUGGAUGCGUCUCUUCCCUCCUGCGGAGCCCAUGGACACACUGAUAGAGAGAGGAACGGACAGAAUGACAGAGAGAGGAGCAGACAGGCGGAUAGAGAGAGGAGCAGACAGACGGAUAGAGAGAGGAGCAGACAGAAUGACAGACAGACUGAUGGACAGAAGGGCCAUCAGUCCACAGAGACAGUGGAGCCCCAUCUGGGCCCAGAGAGGUCUAGGCUUGGAGGACAGUGUGCGCGAGCAGGAGCUAUUUGACUAUGGCGGAGGUAUACCCAAUGAGCUGGAGGUGGUGCUAGAGCAUUGCGUGGGUCUAAGAGCCCGCUGGCCGGAACUACUUCCGGACUCCUACCUCGUGUACCGUCUCUACGACCUGCCGCCUCACGCUUCCCCCACAAUACCGUGCAGCGCCAACCCACUGUUCAACGACACGGUCAGCUACCCUCUGGCCGUGACCACUGACGUUCUGGAGUACCUAAGAGGGGGUAGUCUCUGGGUCUAUGUGUUCGAUGACAAUGAUGAUCAGACUCCACCUGCUUACCUGGCCAAGACACCCAUACCACUCCGCCCGCUGGCAGCAGGACGACCUAUCAGAGGUGACUAUGUUCUGAGGGACACGGGUGGCGGUCCGCGGGGGAUGGUCCGCGUGUUCAUACGAUGGAUUUACCCCUUCCAACCACCAGAGGGCAGCACCCAAAGACACAAGGAGAUGGACAGGAUGGAGAGAGCGAUGGAGAGGAGGAGCGAGAGAGCAGAGGAACUGCCGAGGCCUAUUGCCAAGCCUAGGGUGAAGUCAAAGGCUGUUGAGCCCAGAGUGGACAGACCUGCUGCACAAAAAGAGACCAGCAUUCAGCCCAAGCCCCGUCCUCCACCAAUCAAGCUGCGAUUACCCCAACCCGACGCCCAAUCAGAGCGAGCCACACCUGUGACAUCCCCGGAACCCAGUGUCGCCACACCCCUCCAGUCUCCAGCGAGAAAACGGGCCACGCCUCUUAGAUCACCUGCCACACUCCUUCUGACACCUGGGACGAGUCAAGCCACACCCUCCCAGAAGCAGGCGACCCCUCUGAGGCUACCUGAGGUCAGAGGUCAGAGUUCGCCUGUGUCAGAGUUGACCCCAUCUCGACCUGACUCAGCUCGUUCCUCCAGGAGUUCCGCCAGCGAUGAUAAGAGUUAUUUUAAGGACAUCCCCUCACUGGAACAGGUGUCUAUGGAAGAGGAGGAGGAGGACCAGGAGGAAAAAAGUGACAAAGCCCAAGUGGAUAGUGAGGUCAUGGAAUCCAGAGAAUCAAGGACCUCCAACCGUAGUGAUGUCAUCAUUAUUCCUCCAUCUUCAAGGAGAAUCAGAAAGGGAGACAAGUUGAGAGUGGAGAUUCUCUCUCUCUCUUUUGAGCCCACCUCCCGAGUGGCUCUCGAUGAGUCAGUGCAGCGCGUCUAUGUGGAGUACCGCCUCCUGGGAGUUCCCAUGGAAACCACAGAGACACCCAUGUCCCUCCGUAAACCAUCGGACGGGGAGGAGAUACAUUACAACUUCACACGAGUCAUCUAUGUGGACAGCUCUGAGGCAGCCCCACUAAGACAGUACCUGUACUCCAUGCUGGAGGGAACUGACCCAAACCAGGGCAGGUUGAAGUUCACAGUGGUCAACGAGCCAAUGGAUGAUGAUGAUGACGAUGAUGAGGAGUGUACCGACGUUGGCCACGCUUUCCUGGACUUACAGGAACUGCUGCUGACAGGAAAUGACAUCACCGAGCGGCAGAUCGACAUUGUCAGUGUGGAUGUAGAGAAAGAGGUGAUGGGAAAACUCAAAGUCUCUCUGGAAGCAGCAAAGACUUUGACUGGGAUAUACUGGGACUAUCGCCAGAAGAGAGAUCAAGAGACCAAGAAGGAUGAAGAGAAUGACGAGAAGGAGGAAGAUAAGGAAGAGAAGGAAACAUUGAAGAAAGAAGAUGAAAUACAAGUGAUAGAUUAUGACAUUGAUGAUGAUGACAGUGACUUUUACUAAAAGUGGAAAUCUGAAAAGGAUAUCAUGAAACAGAUAGGAAUUGUGGUCCCUGAAAUAAAGGAUAUUGAAUAACAGUAAACGUCUGACCUUGUAUAAUAAAACAUA
Salvelinus namaycush (lake trout) is the source of this 3122-nucleotide messenger RNA. RefSeq names its product RPGR interacting protein 1 (gene rpgrip1). Lineage: Eukaryota; Metazoa; Chordata; Actinopteri; Salmoniformes; Salmonidae. The transcript is spliced from 16 exons. Gene Ontology annotation, biological process: retinal rod cell development; non-motile cilium assembly. Gene Ontology annotation, cellular component: photoreceptor connecting cilium. The record is from RefSeq and is a predicted model, not a curated record. Bases 12 to 3017 code for a protein of 1001 amino acids.